Messenger RNA from Lotus japonicus, 1488 nucleotides. RefSeq lists its product as uncharacterized. NCBI's taxonomy places the organism in Eukaryota, Viridiplantae, Streptophyta, Magnoliopsida, Fabales, Fabaceae. The record is from RefSeq and is a predicted model, not a curated record. The coding region runs from base 16 to 1473 and encodes 485 amino acids. The transcript has 3 exons.
CACCAGCCAUUUAUUAUGCUUGUGGCACAUCAACAAGUGUGUUUUGGUACAGAUGAUUUUGCUGAAUUGGUUAUGGGGAAGUGGGGAGAGGUGGUGGAUGCUGCAACAGUUGAAGAAUUUGAAGUUCAAUGGAUGCAAUUGUUUAAUAUGUGCAAGGACAAAUACAGCAACUUUACCUCCUAUUGUUCUACUACAUGGUUGGUCCACAAGGAAAAAUUUGCCAAGGCAUGGACAAAUCAUGUGAUGCACUUUGGAACAACAACAAGUAACAGGGCUGAGGGUGCACAUGCCAGUUUGAAGAAGAUGUUGCGGGAUUGCAAGGGUGACCUAGCCACUUCUUGGGAUGCGUCGCAUAGUUUGACAUGUAAUCGACAUACUGAAAUAUUAGCAUCGUUUGAGCGCAGUAUUCACAGAAUUGAUCACAUUUUCAUGUGCCCAUUUUACACAAAUAUUAGAGGAUUUGUGUCAAACAAAUGCCUGCAGCUCCUUGAUGCUGAACAUAUAAGAAUGAAGUCCUACGGCCGAUGCGAUUGCUUGUUGAGAGAGACUCAUGGACUGCCUUGCGGUUGUGAACUUGCAGGUUAUGAAAGAAUUCCAUAUGAGGCAAUUCAUCCAUUCUGGAAGAGACUGAGUUGGGAGCAUGUACCUGAACCUGUUGCAGAUACUAUCAGCAACCAUAUUUGCGGCAUGAACCAUGGAGAUAUGCAACCAGAAGUUGAGGCAUUGACACAUUAUUUCAGUUCUUUGGAUACUGGAGGGCAGAGUAUGGUAAGGAGGAAGCUUCAAGCUAUCUAUUGUCCUGAAAGCAGUUCACUUUGUACUCCUGAGGUUCAGAUAAGGUCCAAGCGCACUCUUAAGGCGAACGAAAGAAAACCACCCAAGGUUAAAGCAAUAGGAUCCUUGACACGAGAUCCUUCAGGUUUUGAGCAUGUUGAUAGGGAGAUCAAAGAGGCAAAGAAGGCUUCGCAACCACCAAAGAAGAAGAAGCGUGUGAAGAAGUCUGAUACAAGCUAUUUCAUGGGUCAUUUUCCAUCCUUUUUCCACCCAUAUAUACACACAGUUCAGAAUGUUGAGGACGAUGGUAACUGUGGCUAUAGAGCCAUUGCUGCAUUACUGGGACUACCAUCAGGUGAGGAAGGUUGGUCAUGUGUUAGGGAAGCGUUGAUAGACGAACUUGAACGACACAGAGGAUUGUAUGAUGAAAUGUGGUCCAGACAUGUGGUUAAUGCCUUACAUUCUCGACUCACUCUUCCUCCUGGUCAUUCGGCUACCGAGGAUAAAUGGAUGCAACUGCCAGAGAUGGGAUACCUUGUAGCAACCAGGUUCCAAGUGGUUUUCAUAUCCAUCUCUUCUCAGGGUUGUUGGUCAUACCUUCCACUAAGAGGAGAAGGUCCACCUCCUGUACAUCGCGUUAUAGCUGUUGGUCAUGUGAUAAAUCACUUUGUACAGGUAUUUUUUUAUUGCGUACACUAAUAUCCAGUUUGUGAA